AGACACCUGGCCGCUGCCUGCUGAGGCCUCCGGCGAGCAUCCCGGCGCGCAUCCCGGCCUCAGUGUCGGGAACCCGGUUCCAGCCCCGGCGCGUCCGCUUCUGGGUGCGUCACUGGACGGGACCAGUUACCACGAGAGUGAAGACUGUAGCUCUGGCCCCGGAAGUCUUCCCUGGUCUUCUGAGCAGCCCCUGUGUGCAGAAUGCCCCACAAGAUCGGAUUUGUAGUGGUCAGCUCUUCUGGACAUGAAGAUGGCUUCAGUGCCCGGGAACUAAUGAUCCAUGCACCGACUGUCAGUGGCUGGAGGUCACCAAAGUUCUGCCAGUUUCCACAAGAAAUCGUCCUCCAAAUGGUGGAGAGGUGCCGGAUAAGAAAGCUGCAGCUGCUUGCUCACCAAUACAUGAUCUCCAGCAAGGUCGAGUUCUACGUCAGUGAAAGCUUGCCUGAGUACUUGGUGCCCUACCAAGGAGAGCGCUUCCGCAGACUGGGCUACGUCUCUCUGUGUGACAAUGAGAAGACAGGCUGUAAAGCCCGGGAGCUGAAGUCUGUUUACGUGGAUGCCGUGGGGCAGUUUCUCAAAUUGAUUUUUCACCAAAACCACGCCAACAAGUACAACAUAUAUAACCAGGUGGCUUUGGUUGCGAUAAAUAUCAUUGGAGACCCUGCAGAUUUUGGUGAUGAAAGCAACAUUACCUCUAGAGAGAAGCUGAUUGACCAUUACCUUGGCCACAGUCCCCACAAUGAGGACCCAGCCCUAGAGGGAACUUUUGCUGGGAGAUCUGACUAUAUCUCUCCACUUGAUGACUUGGCAUUUGACAUGUACCAAGACCCUGAAGUCGCUCAGAUCAUCCGCAGGCUGGAUGAAAAGAAACGGGACGCUGUCAAGAAGGAGCGCUAUGACCAUGCAAAGAAGCUGAAGCAGGCGAUUGCUGACUUACAGAAGGUUGGUGAGCGCCUGGGGCGCUAUGAGGUGGAGAAGCGCUGCGCAGUGGAGAAAGAAGACUAUGACCUGGCCAAAGAGAAGAAACAGCAAAUGGCACGCUACCGUGCCCAGGUGUAUGAACAGCUGGAGCUGCAUGGCCUCCUGCAGGGCGAGCCAGAGAUGCAGAGGCCUUUCGCUUUGCCCCUCCAGCCCCUUGCGUCUCCCAGCAGCCCCCAGCACUGGAAGGCCAUGUCCUCACACCCAUGCACAGAAGAGCUGGCACCAGAAGACACAUUUGCAGGCCCUGUCCUCCGGGAAAAGCCUUUGGCAUAUACCUUGGCAUCUUCUCCUCGGCAUCCGGCAGUGGACCAGUCCCCGCCUGCCGCAGGCCCUGCACCUAGGAGCCAUGUGGACGUCCUGCCCUACGAUGAACGGCCUCUUCCUAUCACUAGAAAGCAGCUGGGGGAAGCUUCCGCAGAGCCAGAAGUGAGACAGGCAGACAGCAGUGAUGUCCGGAGACGGGGUGUCUCAGGGGAGCCAGAGCCCUUGACAGAGAAGGCCUUGAGAGAAGCCGGUUCUACCAUCGACACCUUAGGCGAAGCUUUGGUGGCUGGGGCCUAUUCCAAGACAUGGUCCUGCCGAGAGGAUGCACUGCUGGCAUUGUACAAGAAGCUGAUGGAGAUGCCUGUUGGGACCCAGAAGGAAGAUUUGAAAAACAUACUCAGAGCAUCUGUCUUUCUCAUCAGAAGAGCCACAAAGGACAUUGUGACCUCAGUCUUUCAGGCUUCAUUGAAAUUGCUGAAAAUGAUAAUUACGCAGUAUAUUCCCAAGCACAAGCUGAGCAAACUGGAAACAACACACUGUGUGGAGAGAACUGUCCCCCUUUUACUCACCAGAACCGGAGACUCCUCGGCUCGCCUCCGCGUCAUAGCUUUGAAUUUCAUCCAGGAAAUGGCCUUGUUUAAUGAGGUGAAGUCUCUCCAACUCAUUCCGUCUUACCUGGUGCAGCCGCUGAAGUCCAAUGUUUCCGUUCAUCUGGCAAUGAGCCAGGUGGACCUUCUGGCCCGGCUGCUGAGAGACCUGGGCACUGAGAAUUCAGGCUUCACCGUGGACAAUGUGAUGAAGUUUGCACUGAGCGCCCUGGAGCACAAGGUAUAUGAGGUACGAGAGACAGCGGUCAGAAUCAUCCUGGACAUGUACAGGCAGCACCCAGCCCUCACCCUGGAGCACCUUCCUCCAGAAGACAGCAGCACACGCAGGAAUCUUCUCUACAAAGCCAUUUUUGAGGGGUUUGCUAAGAUAGACGGCAGGCCAACAGAAGCUGAAGCCAGGGCCCAGAAAAGAGCAGCCACAAAAGAAGCCGAGAAACAGAAGAAAGAAGAGAUGAAGGCUCUGCAGGGCCAGUUAUCAGCACUGAGAGAGACCCAUGCUGAAGCCCAGGAGAAAGAGGAUGACAUUGUGAAGCUCAAGAAUCAAGACCCUCAAGGAAGGAAAGCUGCCCCACCUGACACUCCGGAAAUCCCAGAUAACCACUUUUUGGAUAAUCUUUGCAUCUUUUGUGGGGAGAGGAAUGAGUCCUUCACAGAAGAGGGCCUGGACCUCCACUACUGGAAGCACUGCCUCAUGCUGACGAGAUGCGACCACUGCAGGCAGGUCAGGUGCCGAGCACUAGGACAUCCAGGCUUUGAGAAAAAGACCAAAGCAUGGGUAGCCCAGAUCUUUGAAGCUUGAGAGGGAAAGUCAUGAGGAGAGCAGAGUGGCCCAGAGUAACUGGCUCUGUCAGCCACAGUUUCACCACCCACAACCCAAGCUAUCCCCCUCCCACUUUGAUGUCAUUUACAAAAGCAUUUGUUACUUGGACUUUGUGUAGGUGGAGCCUGCAGCUUGGGCCCAUGCUCUCCUAUGUUGGAUUGCCUGCUGCCAUGUCUGUGCUCUGCCCAGACGAUAACUGAUUCAAACCCUUUACUGUCUCAGUUUGGGACUGCUGGGAAUAGCUUUGCUACUGGCAGUCUCAUGUUGCAUUACUCCUGGGAAACAUAAAGAAACAUCCAUUGUCCCCAGCUAAGACACUAAUUAGGAUCCUCUAAGUCCAACUUACCAGUUAAUAGCUACUUGUGGCUGACUCUUGAACAGUUGCAUCACUGAAAAGUUUUCCCACCCCCCCAACCCUCACAGUCAAACUUCCACUUACUGUCUACUACGCUAUACCACAAGAUCAUGUGUGGCUGGGGUAGGACCAGGGAUGGUGAGUGGAGCCUCAGGGGAUGGAAACAGCCCCGUGACAGUCACCCAGACCUGUUGAUCAUGAGGGUCAUUUCUUACUUCGUUAUUAUAACUGUGGGGCUAGGGUACUGGUUCGUAGGUCACCAUAAUCUCUGCCCAGAGGACACAGCCACACUACAGCCCACAUCCUCCUCCAAUGCGCGGCUUUUUUUCUGCCCUCUGCUACUGUGUCCCCUGAGCCUUGUGGGGUGAUAGAGAUUCGUUCCUUCAAUGUGUAAUUGAGCAGUGGGUUACCAUACUGUUAGGUGGAAACUGAAACCAAAGGUUUACACCAACACUACCUAAGCAAAGAGACUAUUCACACUCCAUAGACAGAGGCCAGGGCACAAGGGCACUGGGGUCCAUGCAGGGCUAAAUGAGCUAGCGCUGGCUUGUAGACAUUAUCUGCAGUACUGGUGCAUGAAUUGUCUCUUCUGGGCAGUUGAACUUCCCUCUUUUGUCCCUUAUAUGACCCAGCAGUCGCUGGGACAAGGUUGUACAGUGAAGACAGUACUUUUCCACUUAACCAAGGCUCAAAGACAGUAGAGUUAAGUGAGGAGCCAUUUUUGAGCUAACAGCCUUAUUAAGUUUGUCCUUCUGCAUGCCACAGUAGCAGACAUAGAUCCUCAGCACUUAGACCCUGUGGGGCUCUCUGAAGUAACUGGCACUUGUAACAAAAAGAGCUGCCUUUGACCACCGCUCACAAUAGCAGUAAUCUAAAGACAGAAACACAAAUGCUCGGAAGACAAUAUGGCAGACAUACAAUUUGAGAAAAAGAGGAUCUAUGAUCCCAGCUCACCUGAGUUCUCUGCUGUAGAGUUGGUUGUACCAUAGAACUCGGGCUUCCGUUGCGCCAGCAGGACCUGGCAUGUUAUACCAUAGCAGGCAAAGUUCAUGCUGUACAGGACCCUUUGUGAUGGUCCUCCCCAGUAGUCUGCAAAGCACUUUCUGCACUACUGAAGCCAGCCAGUGGAUUCCUCCAUGUCUUUCUAUUAGAGCUUGUGGAGUCAUUAGCAGGAGGAUGCCUUCUGCUUUUAAACCCUUUACCUGGGUUGGCUGUAGCUUACUUGGCUGUACCUUAUUUGGCUGUAGCCAGGAUGCUUUUCUAGGUCUGUUAGAAGGAUAUAAUGAGACCUUUUUUACAGAGUAGGGAGGUUUCAAAAGGUCUCUUGGAAAGAAGCUGGGGUGGUUUCCACCCUUGAUCUUUGAUUUCUGCACAGCAACGGGCAGAGGCUCUGCAGCCUCUCCUAGUCCUCUGUCCUGCAGAGGCUCAUGGGGAUUGUCUGAGCCUCCAUCUCCAGCAAGUAGCCAGGUGAUGUGCACUACUGUGGCCUACUUCCAGUCCUGUCCCCUGUGUGCUGCUUGAAGGAGUGUCCUACAUGCUCUGAUGGAGUUCCAUUUUCAGGACCUCCUGUAAAAAGGCCUCCUGCCCUGUGCCACAUGAGGACAGAUAUAUUGAGACUCCCCUCAGGUGUUUCCACCCUUGGAUGGCUCAGCCUCAGUUGCAGACGCCUCUUAUUACCCAUAACAAGCAAUGCAGCUGCUUCUCCAAGAUUCUUUUGACUCCAUCGUGACUACAGUCAGGCUCUGAUUUGCUGUGUGGAUUUUCCUAGGGAGAUGUACAGGGCAUCUGUUCACCCCUGAUAGGAUACCAGCAAACAGAAACAGUUCUACCCAGCAUGGUGAGCCAGUGCGUUUCCUGGGUCUACUCACAGCAGCUCACGGUAGAGCUCACAAAAGCAGGACCAGUGGAGUGCCAUCCUCAGUUUACCUUCUACUUCCUACACACUGCUAAAGGCCUCCUCAGGAUGACAUGCAGCUGGGGAGCAGGACCUGGCGUGGUGGUGGGAUCUCAGGAGAGGGCUGCAGCUUCGUCCAUUACCAUGGAUCAAACUAUCUAUCACUGUAUUGUUUUGCAUAAUUUCAUUGCCAUAACUAUGGGUUAUUGUGGUGAUACAUUUUUUAUGAUUUAUUAAAGCUUGCCUGGGAUUCAGAAAGCAAAGCCAGGCACACACCUUUAAUUCCAGCAGCCAGAAGCUAGGAGGUGGUGGUAUACACUUUUAAUCCUAGGACUCAGGACUCACACACCUUUAUCCCAGAAUUAGGGAGGUAUGUAAGGCAGGAGCAAGGUGUCAGUGUCAGGCAUUGAUUCUCCAGCCACAUUGAUGAUAAGAAGACAUUCAGUCUCGGGAUUCUCCAGCCACGCUGAGGAGAAGCAGCAGGAUCAGACCAUUCUGCUUGAGGUAGUGGUAAAAGCUAGUGGCCUGCUAGUUUGCUUUUCUGAUUUUCAGCUUAAAGUUUGGACCCCAA
Cricetulus griseus (Chinese hamster) is the source of this 5493-nucleotide messenger RNA. Lineage: Eukaryota; Metazoa; Chordata; Mammalia; Rodentia; Cricetidae. The record is from RefSeq and is a predicted model, not a curated record.